AUGUAUUAUUCAAUUGUUUCAUAUAAAUAUGAUGAACACCUCAAAAAAUUACCAUCAAAAAUAAAGUAUGCUAGUUUCGAUAAUGCAUCUGAUAAUUGCAAAAGCUCUACUAUUCAAACAAGUUUAAUGAGACUUAAACAAAAAAAUUUGUGGAUUGAAAGUGUCUAUGAAAAAAUAGUUAAAGCCUUAUGUCACGUAUAUAAAAUUGAAUCAGAAGAAAGGCUUCAGACAGAUGAUUGUGAUUACCUGUACUUUUGGUUAUAUGAUUUAUUAUAUAAAAAUAUAACAGAAACUCAUUUGAUUUAUACUGUUAUAUCGACGAUUAAUCAUAUUCUGCAAAAUAAUAAUGGUAAACCCAUAUGUGAUUUUGAUAAAUAUAAUAAUUAUAAUAUAAUGAAAGAAAAUUUCACGGAUAUGAAGACUUUAUUUGAUUAUUCUAAAGAUUACGAUCAUAUCCAAAAUGAUUUAGACAAACAUGAAUCGUUUUGUAAUAUGGAUUACAGGAAUCUUCUUCUAAAAUAUGCGAAAGUAUAUAAGACCAUAAGGAGGAACUGCAUACCCAAUAUUAAGCAUUAUUCAUAUUGUAGUCUUUUUAUUACCUUUUUUAGGAGAAAUAACUACUUUUUAAUAUCUGAAUUGUCAUGUACUCCAUGGGAAAAUAAAUCUAAUAUUACAGAAAAUGGAAAAGGGACACAUAAAAAUAUAGAGCUAUACGAACAUAUGGUUUUUGAUGAACAAAAUUUAGAAUAUAAAAUUUCAAAUAUCCAUUCAGCUUCUUCUUCAAGUAUGGUCGCUGCUCCUAUAAUUAUAGGAAUUAUAGUUUUUUCUAUUAUACUGUUGAAAUUUACUCCGGUUAGGUAUUUAUUAAAAAAAAAAUUACUAGGGAAUUCUAAAAGAACACGUAAUAUUAUAAUGGGUAAGAAUAUAAUAGAAGAUUACUCGAUUCAUGAAGAUAUAGAAUCGUCGAAAAGAUUUAAUGUAACAAACAGUAAUAUAUAA
Molecule: messenger RNA, 999 nt
Organism: Plasmodium gonderi
Lineage: Eukaryota; Apicomplexa; Aconoidasida; Haemosporida; Plasmodiidae
Product: variable surface protein
Exons: 3
Coding region: 1-999 (332 amino acids)
Source: RefSeq, a predicted model, not a curated record